Solanum tuberosum (potato) is the source of this 4206-nucleotide messenger RNA. RefSeq names its product CST complex subunit CTC1. Gene Ontology annotation, biological process: positive regulation of DNA replication; telomere maintenance via telomere lengthening. Gene Ontology annotation, molecular function: single-stranded DNA binding; telomeric repeat DNA binding. The record is from RefSeq and is a predicted model, not a curated record. The coding region runs from base 20 to 4069 and encodes 1349 amino acids. Lineage: Eukaryota; Viridiplantae; Streptophyta; Magnoliopsida; Solanales; Solanaceae. The transcript is spliced from 16 exons. Gene Ontology annotation, cellular component: CST complex.
AAGGAAAAUGUGAGUUUGUAUGAUGAAAUCAAAUCAAAGAAUGGUGGAAGGAAGCGUGAAAUCCCUAACAAUCGCGGAGCUCCUCCGUGAAUGUCGUCCUCGCACCGGCGCAUCGUCACUUAUUUCCAGUCCUUGUCCGAAAAUUCCACCACCACACUUUUCACCCUCCCUCCCCACUCCCACUCCCAUACUUUCUUCCCCAAAAAUACUCAAAUCCCUUAACCAUCCAACUCUUCUUACUGGAAUCCUUUUUCUACCUCCUCAUGGAGAUGGACACGAUUCACCUCUCAACUGCAAUUGUUUUCGUUUCUCUGAUGGCUCUGACACUGUUUGUUGUGACAUUCUUCGGUUUAAUCCCUCUAUGAUUAACAAAAAGGUUCAAAUUUUAGGUUGGAAUUUCAUACCCUUCAACUGUAAUGCUAAUGCUAAUGGUGGGUUCUUAGAAAUUAUUCGGUGGGCUUUUCUCGAUUCUACUUCUGCAUCUUCGGAUACUUUUUCAAUACUUUCUCGGUCUUGUGUUGAUCAAUAUUAUAGUGUAAAAGCUCGAUACUUUGUAUGCGGCCUAGUAGAAUCUGUUAGCCCUGUUUCUGUCGUUCCAUGCAGAGCUGGCUCCACAGCUCAUACUGAAAAUCUUCAAGGCUUCCUCGUAAAUAUUUUAGUUUGUGGCUGUAAAUUGUGUAAUUCUAAAUAUAAUAUAAGAUUGGAUAUGCGGAAUUCAAAUGAUCAUUGUUAUAACAAACCUGAGAUUGUCUACUUUUGUGGCUCUGCUUCUUCUUGGCAUCCAGUUCUUUCAAGACUGAUAAAGAAAAAUGUUUCAAUAUCGGGAUUGAAGAAGAGACUUGUAUUUGUGGGAAAAAAACUGUCUCGAUUGAUGUAUGUAGUUGUGGAUAAUUCUUUGAUGUAUAUUCCUAACUUUCCCCUCCCCCUUGGGGUAACUGAUGUGAGAGGGGAAGGAGAACUUGUUAGUUAUACAGGAACUGUGACAGGAAUUUACAUGAGGGGUAUGAUAGUUGAGUUGGAUAAUGAACUGUUGCUAUUGUUAACUGAUCAGCAGCUUUCCGUUCCACAUAGUGUGAGAGUUGGAGCAAUGGUAUCAGUGAAAAACGUUCAUGUUGUAAAUCCAAAUUUUUCAUGGACAAAGACGCUUAUACUCGGCUCUUGUGUUAAAACUAGCAUUUCUGUGGAAUGUUUCUCCUCGCUGGAAACCGGGUGUUAUACAGUGACCUGCUGUGAGAGUCUUCUUGCAAAGUUCAUUGACUCCUUGGCGUUUGUUGCCAGGCUAUGGGUAUUACUUGUCAUCAUCUGUUUAAGGAGAAAGUUUUCUGGGAUCUUAUCUGAGAAAGAGAUCUUGGGAUCAACAAAUAGGAAAGGAUUGGCUCAGACAUAUGCAACUUCAUAUUUACCCCCUUCAAUCUUCCGAAUUCGGCAUGGGAUGUUCAUGGAAUUUGUCAAGCAUGAUAAAUGUGCGUGUGGCAGGGAAAGAAGUUCUGCUCCUUUGAAGUUGGUUGCACCUAUCGCUAAUUUAAUUAAUUCUUGUGAGGCCAUGUGGAAGAAAAUGAUUUGCCAUCAGGACACAGAUUUUGAUAUCAUGGGUACCCAAAAGGAGAACAACUCCAUAUCUUGUGAUGGCAGACCUUAUGUGCUGUCUAUAAGGAAAGCCAUUCACAGUGAAGACAUAGGUGUUUCUUUGCUUGGAAUCUUAAAGGUCUCACAAUCGUCUGGAAGGAUGUUGCUUGUUGAUGCAACUGGAAGCAUUGAUGUUAUCAUACCAGAUCUUCCAUCAAGUUUGAACAUCAAUAACAUAUAUGAGGUCAGAAAUUUUUUUGCAAUUAUGGAAGACAUACCCAUGAAGCUGGGUCCUGUGGAUUUACUCCAAAAUGCACCUUUCACGUGUAGAAGUAUUUUUGAGAAUGCUCCACUUGUGAGAGAGAUGAACAUGCCACUGCAUUUUUACUACGACCUGAGGGACCUAAUACCUGUAAAUCAUCAUUUUACUACCUCUGUACAUUCACCAGUUGACUUUCAGAAAGUUGGACGAGGAAAGUAUCAUCUACUUCAGUUGAUGCACAAAUUCCCUAUUCUGCAAAAGCAUCAGUUUCAAGGAAGUCAACAUGCUUCAAAUACAUCAAGCACAUUUGCUGAGGCCUUAAUUUUGCCUUGGGAUUUACUUAUUGCUGGCAACAACAGAGAUACCUGUAUUGAAGAGCCUUUGAUAGACCAAUUGAAGCAACCAAUGAAAUUUUUUAAUAGAAUGGAAAUUGAUAAGCUUAUUGCAUGUAAAAGACAAAAGCCUGAUCAACUGUCUAAUGAGGCUUUGACAUCUGCACUCUAUGAUACUGGAAAUGAACCGAGUUACAGCUCCAGAGGAGAUCCCUAUAACCGAGUUAUAGUGGGCAAGCGUCAUGACUCAUGCUGUCCAGAGGAGAUCCCGUGUCUUGUGACGGGAAAUUGUGUUAAUUAUCCUUUCCUUGGUAUGUUGCACCACACAGACACCAGAACAGAUGUGGGGUCUUGCUCCAAACCACAAGUGAGAAGGGCAUUGCUGGAAUUCAAGCCUGAAGCUUUAUCUGUUUAUGAGAGGUUAAAAAUUGGAAGUCAUUACCUUAUAAAACAUCAGAAAGAAGAUAUGUUUUGUACUGAUGCAAUAGGUGAUACAAUAGUUGUGAAUUCGGGAACCAACAUUUGGAGCGUUUCUUUUUCAUCUGUUAAUGUUCACCAAAAUUUUGAUGUAUCCUGCUUGCUUCAACAGUCUGGCUCCUUUUUAAGUCACAAUAAUGAUCUUCCAGAAGGCUAUCAUCAGUUUCAAAUUCCAAACUCUUUGCCUAAUGGAAGCAAUGAUAUCUCUUCAGAUGUCAACUUAUAUAUGCCAUCUGAUGUCACAAACUUAUUUGAUGUUAACUUGGUGUUGUUGGAGAACUGUUCUCUCGAGCCUCUUGUUCCAUUUGGAGAAAUGACCAACAUCUGCCCCUCUGAUCAUAAUUUGCCAGAGGGAAAUCUAACAUCUAUUCAUGGGCAAAUCAAGGCUGUUCAUUGUUCAGAUGGAAAAUCAUAUGCCGCACAUUUGAGGUGCGAGAGCAUCAAUGGUGUUUGUCCAUCACUAUUCUUAGAAGGAACUAUCAGUAUAUGUGUCCACGUUUUAAUAGACCAUAAGAUGGUCAAGAUUUUUGGCUCUGCAAAUAAACCCGCUUACCCUGCUGGAUUUGGACGAGGUGUCACUGCAUCAUUUCACAGAGUACUUGCCCUCAGUGCGCAGGACAACUUUAUGUUGAUACCUACAUCCUUCAUUGUUAUCAACCCAUCAAGUUUGAUAAAUGAUCACAGUGUUGAUCCACACACCUACAAAUCUGCUGCUUUGGACUUGGAUGGUGGUUCUCCAUUCUAUGCUAAUACUGCAUCUCUAAUUGCUGAUACAGUAAGCUGUUUAGCGACUCAACAAGUGGAGUUCCAUUGCAGGGUUGUGGCUAUUUAUGUCCUUGUCCUGGAGUACAACACAAAAAACAAAUACCAUCUGUCAAGAACUGAGUCUAGACCUAAUUCAUUUGCGAUUGACAUUCCACUUGCUGGUUUUAUCCUUGAUCACGGUUCAUCAUCAUGCUGUUGCUGGGCUAGUUGGGAGAGGGCAGCAGUUUUUCUGGGGUUACAUGAUGAAGAACUUAGAGGUGAAGCCUAUGCUGAAACUUGCAAGAAGUCAAGGAAGACCAGGAAAAAGCAAGCAUGUAGCAGUUUAAGGAGUAUAAUGAAGCGGCAUGGCACAGUCACAGUGAGAAACCAGGCCUCCACGUUUGAUUCAUCAUGUCAAGAUCUUGUUUUUUCUGCCCAGUCUAAGAAGAUUAUAAGUAGUUUGGAUCGAGAUUUCUUUCAGUCCCUCAUCCUCAAAGCUUGCUGCAGCACCCCUUUGACGGUUGUUGGCAGUUUGGUGAAUUCAGAUGCUAUCAGGCAGCUGGAGACACAUUUGACUGAGCUGGAUAUCGUGAUGCUUCCCAUGCAAAAUGUAUGGGUUUCGGAAGUUGGUCACAUGGACAGCCUUGCUCAGGCUAAAAAGAUCCUUCAAGGAAUUGUUGAAAGCUGAAUUUGUGAUGUAAAUUGUGAUGUACACGUACGUGUCCAUGGAUUUUCUUCUUAACCAUACAUAUAUCUUGAUGUCAUUUCACAAAAAAUAUUCUGUUCAAACUCAGUUUCGACCAUAAUGAUGUUUUGAUUGUCAGA